Messenger RNA from Pelodiscus sinensis (Chinese soft-shelled turtle), 921 nucleotides. RefSeq names its product phospholipase A2 inhibitor and Ly6/PLAUR domain-containing protein-like. The record is from RefSeq and is a predicted model, not a curated record. Lineage: Eukaryota; Metazoa; Chordata; Testudines; Trionychidae. Gene Ontology annotation, cellular component: extracellular region. Gene Ontology annotation, molecular function: phospholipase inhibitor activity.
CACAUGAAGGCUCCUCUGGCCGCCUGCCUCCUCACUGCUCUUCUGGCCAUGGGGGCCUGCCUGCUGUGUGAGUUUUGCGCUGGGCCUGGAGCUGACUGCAGGGGCGACCGACAGUCCUGCUCUCCUGAGUUCGACUCGUGCAGCGUCGCGCUGACAGAUAGAACUUGGGAGAGAGAGAAAAAUCAAGCUACUGUCAAGGCCUGUCUGACCUCCCGCACGUGCAAAGCCGGACCCGUCUCUGUGAGUUUUGGGAAGGCAAAGGCAAUAAGGACGAUCGUCGCCUGCUGCCAGGGGGAUGGCUGCUCCCCAGAAGUGGCUAAAGUGCCCCCAGCUAACACCACCCUGAACGGCCGGCGCUGCCCCGGCUGCUACGCUCACCCCCCUGAACAAUGUCGUGAAGAGACCAUCGACUGCGUGGGCCCGGAGACCCAAUGUAUCGACAUCACUGUAACCACAAGAGCUGGUGGAACUCCCCCAAAGGCCGUCAUGAAGGGCUGUGCGACCGAGACCGCCUGCACCCGGAUAAAAGACGUGACAGGGGCCUUCCCAGGGAUCCUUGGAGAGCUAACCAACGGCAAAUGCACCCCAGCCGCCAGCACAGUCAGUGCAGCCGUGCGCCCCGCCGGGCUCCUCCUGCCCGCCCUGUCCGGGCUCCUCCUGCUGACGCUUCUCUCCUGAUGCCCCCUCCCAAGGCCAGUGCCAAUGCCUACAUGGCACAUGCUGGGACCCCUGCUGCCUGCAUUUGCCCCGCUGAUGGCCUCUCCAGCCCUGGAGAAGAGGAGGCUGCCCAUCUGCUCCAGGAGAGGAGGGAGAGGCAUGAGUGAGACUUGUACCCACAAUCCCCGGCUCCAUAAGGACCCCAUGGCCGGGCUGACUCCAGCCAGCUCCGCUGAGAGUCUCCCUUUGUCGCCCCCACGGCCA